Messenger RNA from Saccostrea cuccullata (small rock oyster), 2368 nucleotides. RefSeq lists its product as uncharacterized. NCBI's taxonomy places the organism in Eukaryota, Metazoa, Mollusca, Bivalvia, Ostreida, Ostreidae. The record is from RefSeq and is a predicted model, not a curated record. Gene Ontology annotation, biological process: protein monoubiquitination. The transcript is spliced from 2 exons. Gene Ontology annotation, molecular function: ubiquitin protein ligase activity. The coding region runs from base 34 to 2211 and encodes 725 amino acids.
UUACCCCUACGUGCAAAGUGGGACACGUCAACAAUGGUGGACGACGGGGAAGACACCAGAAUAAAAACGGGACAGAUUGAAAUGGAAGGAGAGAAUGAAGCGUGUUCUAUAUUAAACUGCAUUUUUUGCAAUACAGUUUUGGUCUCACCAGUAACACUGCGAUGUCUUCAUUCCCUUUGUAAACCAUGUUUAAUGAAAUUGUUAGAAGAAAACAGUGUAUCCGAGACUGACAGUUUUUCUCUGAAGUGCAAAUCCUGUAACUAUCUAACACGUCUGGAAUAUAUAUCAAAGACACAGGAUGUAAAAGAAAAAAUAAUUAAAUCCCUUUCACCGCCAAACGCAAUUCUUACUUUGCUAGAUUUCUCCAAACAGUCUCAAAAAUCUGACUGCACACCAUGUAGAAAUCGAGGGAAGACAACUGCCUCGGCAUAUUGGUGCUAUGAUUGCGCUGUUUACAUCUGUGAUGAAUGUUAUGUUUUUCACACUUCUUUACCUAUUCUUGUAAAUCACAAAACCUACAAAAGAGAAGACACAAAUGAGGUUACAACACUGCUUUCCUCGGCGCGAGAUAUGUGCGAGCGUCAUUUUUUACGUUUCACUCGAGUAUGUAAAUUAACAGAAAAAAUAUGCUGUGACACAUGCAUCUCCUGUUACCAUAUGGAUAUAUGUUCUAGCGAACACAAAAAUAUAUCAGAAAUAUCAAGUAAGGUCAAUUCUGAACUACUGGGUCUGAAAAUCUGCAUCAAAUUACUUCUUGAUGAGAUAAAAACCAUCGUCUUGGAUUUAUCGGAGGUGAAAUCUACAAUUGGAAACUUCUUUCAAUCAAAUCUACGCGCCUUACAAACACUAGGAUACACUUUAGAAAAAACAGUUCUGGAGAAAACUGACUUCUUACUGGCAGAAUCUUACAAAAUUGCUUAUUUUAAGCUAAAUGAAAUGGAGUCCAAUUGCAUUUCUCUGCGACGAAAAAAAUGUGUGUUGGAAAAUGCACGAAGUAUGAUAUCAGUAUCUAGGGCCAGCUCAGGAAUCCGUGGGUUCCUUGAGAAAAAGAGAAUAAAGAAUACUUUUUUAGAAGUACGAGCAUUCGUUGAAAAAGUUACAGGAGAGAAAGUUCAACAGAUUACCAUUUUCUUUGAUCCAUCAAUAAUAGGUUUGUUUGAACUGAAAACUUUUGGGAGUUUGAGUCAAAGACAGUCUGAUACUUUACAGAUUACAAAACCUGAAACAGACGACAGACAGGGAAAAUUGAACAGCAUGAAUCGAUGGGCAAGUCAGAUAAAUGUUUGUCAAGGGAAAGAAAAUACAGGGUUGUUAAAGCGAGCAUCUAGCGAAACAAAUCUGCGGACCGAAGCUUCGCCACAUUCAAGUAAGCCAUUCGAAACGAAACCAGUACCUGAACAAUGCGGCUGUUCAUCUAGUGAGAGGGUUAUACAGUUUGGAGGACGAACAUAUAUUCUGUCAAAUUCAAUAAACAUAGAAAAUGGAAAUUCUCACGUAACAGGAUGCGAAUGGAAAUCUGAAGACGAAAUAAUGAUCGUCGACGCUGCAUUAAAAGGGAGACCAGAAGCCCGUAUAUACAAUACGAAGAAUGGUACAGUAAAGCAAAAAAUUCCCUUAAAUCAUAAACCAUAUAAUGUAACUGUCCUGUCCGAAAAUACAUUUGUCAUGACAUUCCCGAAAGAGAAGAAAUUAUUAAUUGGCAGUUUUGAAGAUCUUAGUGCCAAUAAAUUCAUCGACGUUUCAAUCAAUUGCUAUGGUGUAUGCUAUUGCGGAAAAGGGACGACGCUUAUUGCUGGCAAGGAUAGAAUAGUGUUCUGCGACAGUGAUUUUGAUGAAACAAAAACAUUAACUGUUGGCGGAGAUGAUAUCAGAUAUAUUUGUGCGUACAAUAAUAACUUAAUUUUUUACACUGACCUGCAAAACAACAAAGUUUUCAGCGUAAUGGGCAAUGGCGAUAAUCGAUUUACAUAUGAAGACACCGACAAGAAAGGACCGGCAGGACUAAUCCUUGAUGAAGCCAAAAAUUUGUAUGUUUGUGAAAAAGGUUCUGAUAAACUUUUAGUUUUGAGCAAAAGUGGAUCAUGUUUAAAGAAAUAUGAAGUUGGAAAAAAUCCAACUGCAAUAUCGCUUUCCAAAGACAAAUCAAAAAUAUGUAUAGUUAGGGGAGGACGUUACACAAAUAAUGUAGCAGAUAUAUAUGCUUCAAAUUAGAUAAAUUGUAACACAUUCCUUACAACCUUUUGAUCAACAUAAUCAGAUCUUAGUCUUCUGUAUUUCACCGCAUAGAGAAAUAAUGAUAUUUUAAGCAACACAUAGUAUAACUCCCAGAAUUUGCAAGAUUAUUGUGAAAUAUUUGUCAAUGGAUUUU